Sabethes cyaneus is the source of this 5169-nucleotide messenger RNA. RefSeq lists its product as uncharacterized. Gene Ontology annotation, molecular function: nucleic acid binding; zinc ion binding. The coding region runs from base 1 to 5169 and encodes 1722 amino acids. The transcript is spliced from 2 exons. The record is from RefSeq and is a predicted model, not a curated record. Lineage: Eukaryota; Metazoa; Arthropoda; Insecta; Diptera; Culicidae. Gene Ontology annotation, biological process: DNA integration.
AUGGCUGCCGAGAAAAAAGCCACCAUUUUGUCGUUACAGAGGACGCUAAGUGCGAUUCAACAGCGUGCCUCUAAAAUAAUGAUUUUCGUGACCGCGUUCAAAGAUGAAGAUGAUCCUUUAAUGCUAGAAACUCGUGGAAAGGUUUUAGACGAGAUGCGAAUUACCUAUUUCGAGACUGAAAGCAAGUUGUAUGGACUAGUUAAAGACGAUGAAGUCCCUAUAAUCGAAAAGGAAAGUGAAGAGUUUUUCGACUUAUUGAGUGAAAUUCGGUACCAAAUCAUGAAAAAGGUGAAGGCGUUGUCAAAGCCUUCUGAAGCAAUGACCUCAGAUACAAGUUUCGCCCAGAAACCUAACCCCGAUUCGUGCAUAAAACUACCGGAAAUUUCGUUGCCAAAGUUCAAUGGCCAUUAUGAACAAUGGUUAUAUUUUCGCAGUCAGUUCAAUCUGCUUGUUCGUCGAAAUGAUUCGUUAAACGAUCAACAGCGGUUACAUUAUUUGCGGUCGUGUCUGUCCGGUGAAGCUGCCACAAUUGAAACACCAGAAGAAUCGUUUGCGUCCUUGUGGAUGGCGUUGGAAGCACGUUACGAAAAUCGUCGCUGGCUAGUUGACCGCCAUCUUGCAGACAUUUUUCAACUCAAGCAAAUUCAAGUUGAAUCUUCUUCUGCCCUGCGCGAACUAAUUAACAUCGUACAGAAGAAUCUCCGAGCUUUGUCGUCGUUAAAAUUGCCGCUCGAUGCACUUUCCGAGUGUAUGGUAGUGCAUGUGGUUGCUUCUCGUCUCGAUAAACAGACACAUAAAGAUUUCGAGUCCCACGUGGUCGGUACAAAGCUAGUGAAAUGGCAAGGGAUGGUUGACUUUUUGCAAAAUCGUUGUCGCAUUCUAGAAAAUCUAGAGCAAGAUCAUAAGUUGGCGUCCCACAGUAAUACAAAACCGUCGGCAAACAAGUGGAAGCCGAAUGUGUUAGUGAGCUCUAAUCGUGAUUCAGACUAUAGAAGCAAAUUUGCCUGUUUCAAUUGUAAGGGCGGGCAUUAUAUAAACGAGUGCCGCAACUUUUUGUCGAAAUCCCCAACCCAACGUUUUCAACGAGUGAAAGAACUUAAACUGUGUGUAAAUUGCUUCAGCAACCGUCACAUUGUCGCCGAGUGUAAAAGUGGUACGUGUAAGGAAUGUGAUCUUCGUCAUAAUACUUUGCUACACUUUGAAACGAAGUCAACGGAUGCGAACACCGACACGAAGUCCAAUCCCGUUCGUGUCGAGUUGUGCACAAUGCUUCAACCAGUCCAGUCGUGUGAGCAAUUUAACUCUGCCUCGAUGAAUACGCACGGACCAGAGGCGUAUUGUUUUCCGAGCGAAAGUACAGUGUCAAAAAAGGUUCAGUUGAUGGCAGUAAACGAUCAAGCAUUGUUGCACACUGCUUUAGUACAGGUUCGCAGCAGUAGUGGUGAACUUCAAGAAUGCCGUGCUGUUCUCGAUUCGUGUGCGAUGUCGACGUUUAUGACAACUGCGUGUGCAAAGAGGUUGCGACUUAAAACCUUUUCAUCGAACGUGUCUGUUGUUGGAUUUGGGGGAGCAGGAAGGCAAAUUACAGAAUCAGUUGUCGCCCAUGUUAGUUCAAGGUCAUCUUAUUUCGAAUCGAUGGCUGAAUUUUUGGUUACCCCUCGAAUCACAAGUAAAUUACCGUUGCGAUCUUUUGAAAUUGCCAAUUGGAAUAUUCCCGACUGGAUAGAUCUUGCGGAUCCACAGUUUAAUAAAACAGCGAAAAUUGAUAUCCUUUUCGGAAUCGUUGAAUGGGACAAAAUGAUGCUGUUUAAGUCCUAUACACUGUCGAAAGAGCUUCCGACCUUCCGACAGACAGUAUUUGGCUGGGUUGCAGGUGGUCAUGUAAAGGAGAGAGAUAGUUACCCUCAAGUGCAAGUGCUCUCAGUGACGAAUGAACAAUUAGACAAACAAGUUUCGAAAUUCUGGUGUAUCGAAAAUUACGGUUCCGAAAAUAGUUGGUCCGUCGAAGAACAAGCCGCGGAAGAUCAUUUUGUAUCGAACCACAGUCGUGAUGUUACAGGUCGGUAUACUGAGUUCAUCGACCUGGGCCAUAUGGAACAAAUUGGCACGUUCAACCCAGUAGAGUUGCAAUCGGAAAAGCAGUAUUUUUUGCCGCAUCAUGCUGUCAAACGCCCAGAUAGUAGUACGACGAAACUCAGGGUGGUGUUCGAUGCUUCGGCUAAAACUAGCAAUGGAAAAUCGCUGAAUGAUCAACUUAUGGUGGGACCAACGUUGCAACCCCAGCUUGUCGAUACGCUGCUUCGCUUUCGAACGUACAAGGUCGCGGUCACAUCCGAUGUUUCGAAAAUGUUCCGACAAAUUUUAGUACGCAAAGAAGAUCGACGUUUCCAGCAGAUUCUUUGGAGAUCCAGUACCAAGGAUGAAAUCGGUGUUUAUCAGUUAACGACAGUUACCUAUGGUACUGCCAGCGCCCCGUUUUUGGCAGUCCGGACACUAAUGCAGAUUUGUGAAGAUGAAGCAGAGCAGUAUCCCCUUGCAGCAGAAGUUGGCAAGAAAUCGGUAUACGUCGACGAUGUUUUAUUCGGUGCUGAUACGGUAGAGGAAGCACGAGAGUUGAAAGGGCAACUAGCUGCUAUGCUCGAAAAGGCAGGAUUCGAGUUGCAUAAGUGGUGCUCAAAUAGCAAAGAGGUGUUGGCUGAUAUUCCCGAAGCCAGGCUGGAGCAAAAGGUACUGCUGAACAAAGAAGGCCGAACUAAAACCCUUGGGUUAACUUGGCAACCCGAUGAAGAUGUAUUCAGUUUCGAAGUUAUGUCAAUUGCCUUUGACGAAGGAGUACCGACCAAACGAACAAUUCUCUCAGACAUAUCAAAGUUAUUCGAUCCACUUGGCCUAGCAGGACCAGUUAUUAUGACGGGCAAACUCAUCAUGCAAGAACUAUGGAAAGAGAAACUAAAUUGGGACGAGCCGCUGGAAGCUGGUAUAGAAAACAGGUGGAACGAGUAUCGACUACAGUUACAGACGAUGAACACAAUUCGGAUUAGUCGCUGUGUACUUCCAUUGUUGCAAACAGAAUUUGUAGAACUUGCUGGGUUCUGUGAUGCAUCGCAGAAGGGCUACGGAGCAUGUUUGUACUUAAGGUCACGAAACUCGCAAGGUCAAAUCUCCAUUCGUUUACUAUGCUCAAAAUCUCGCGUCGCACCUAUCAAGGGAAAUCGAACCACGAUUCCGCGCCUAGAGCUAUGUGGAGCUCGUUUGCUCGCUCAAUUAGCAGAUAAUGUAAGACGAUCCCUACCAGUUACCGUGAACCGAGUUCGUUUUUGGUCCGACUCCACUAUUGUUCUCAGCUGGAUCAACACUUGCCCCAGUAAACUGGAUGUUUUUGUAUCAAACCGUGUCGCUGCAAUACAACAGCUGUCCGACCCAAGCGAAUGGUGUCACGUCAGCACGCAUGACAAUCCGGCAGAUUUGGUCUCACGUGGAAUUAUGCCCCAAGAGCUUCAUUCAUCUAAACUUUGGUGGUGUGGACCGCCAUUCCUACGUAAAAACGAUAUCGUCUGGCCAAAGGGAGUGCAGCUGGUUGACCCCAUGCAGCUGCCAGAAUUGAUCCAGGUUACCGCCAUGCCCGCAGUGGUCGAAAGGCUGCAUUUAUUCGACAAUUGCAGCAAGUACAACAUAAUGCUUCGAGUCGUCGCGCGUAUCAAGCGCAUGUUCCAGAAUCGUCAGCGUAGUGCAGAGAAUCAACGUCGUGGAGAGUUUAGCGCAGAGGAAAUGCGAUACGCCAAGCUUACAAUUGUUCGUCUCGUCCAGAAGGAGAGCUUUCCGGAAGUAUUCGCCCAAUUACGAGAGGAGGUAACAUCGAAGAACCAUUCGCUAAUACCGCUUUCUCCGUUUGUAGACAACCACGGACUACUGAGGGUCGGUGGACGUCUAUCGAAAUCGGCCUGCUCAUAUGAUACAAAACACCAGAUGAUCCUUCCCAAGAACCAUCCCGUCACAGGUGCAAUCAUCCGGUCUUUCCAUGAGUCCAAUAUGCACGCCGGUAUUCAGGUCACACUUGCUGCAACCAGAAGGGAAUUUUGGAUCAUCAAGAGCUGUGUCGUUUGUUUCAAGAGCAAUCCCCGUCCAAUUCAACAGUACAUGGGUGAUUUGCCAGCUUGCCGUGUGGAAGGACAGUAUCCGUUUUAUCGAGUCGGUAUCGAUCUCUGUGGACCAGUAUUCCUGAAGCAGCGCAAUAAACGUUCCACCGUCGAGUAUAAAGGAUGGAUUGUGCUUUACAUUUGUCUGGCAACAAAAGCGAUCCACCUCGAGUUGGUCAGCGAGUUAUCAACCGCAGCAUUUUUGGCAUCAUUCGAUCGUUUCGUUAGCCGUCGAGGUAGACCUAUUGCAGUUUGGACCGACAACGGCACAAAUUUUGUUGGCGCCGCUAAUUUGUUGAAAGAAUGGGAGAAGUUUUUUAAGAGUUUCGACAACCAAGACGACAUUCUACGAGCCUACGGCAACAGUGUCGAGUGGCACUUCAAUCCCCCAGAGGCACCGCACUUCGGCGGUAUUUGGGAAUCAAACAUCCGUCAAACCAAGGUGUUAUUGUUGAAGCAUACAGCAGCAGCAGCUCUGAGUUUCGAAGAGUUCUCAACCGUUUUGUGUCGAAUUGAAGCGGUUUUAAAUUCGAGACCGCUCACCCCGCUAUCGGACGACCCAGAGGAUUUUGAGGCGUUAACUCCGGGACACUUUUUGGUAUUUCGAUCUUUGAACGCUGUCGCACGUCCCGUAGUCAUCGAUCAACGUAAGCAUCCUAGGCAACGAAAUGAACACAUCACCGCUAUCAUUCAGCACUUCUGGAAUCGUUGGCAAUCGGAGUAUCUUUCGUCGCUACAAGUACGAUACAAGUGGCACAAGAAGGUAGAAGUCGAAGUAGGUCAACUUGUGCUCAUCAAAAAGGACAACAUGCCAGUUCAGAAAUGGCUACUUGGCCGUAUUAUCGAGGUCAUCCCUGGUACCGAAGGUGUUGUACGAGUCGUCGACGUCAAAACAGAGAAUGGAAUUUUGCGAAGACCUGUAUCGAAGCUGUGCUUUCUACCCAUCGACCCAGAGCAGAGUUUCGAAAGGGACACCUUUCAACAGCGGGAGGAUGUUCAGAAUAAUCUGAUCGAAUCGGCAUCACUGCAAUAA